UUUUCGCCAUGCCCACUAAAAAGCCCCUGUCACAGCCUAAGCAUCUGGCGUGCAGUUGAGGAACAGACCGUCGGGGCUGCUGCAGUUUGGUCCAAGACGCACUGCAAGGAUGAAAGGCUACAUUUUCCUUGUUGUGAACUUGGCAGUUUCAGCAGCAUUCUCCCCAAACCCAAAUGGAGCAAUCAUAAAGAAUAUUGGUGAAGAUAAGGACAUUAUAACAGCAAACAAGGAUGGUUCAUUGGAAGAUGAUAUCCUGGAGAAACCAAGGAUACAAAGGAGUUCCAUUACUGAUGUGGACAGCCUGUGGGAUUCCCCAGUCGCAUAUGUUUUGGACAAUGGCCUUGAGCUGAAUGCCAAAGGAGUCACCCUGAGAGCCUUCAACCAGUUCAGGUUAAAGUCAUGCAUUGACUUCAAACCAAGGGACUCUGAGGCCUAUUACAUUUCUGUCCAAAAGUUAGACGGGUGUUUUUCAUAUAUUGGCCGAGUACUACCCAACGGACAGGUCCUUUCCAUCGGGAGGUACUGUGAUGAAAUUUCCACCGUUGAACAUGAGUUCCUCCACGCUUUUGGCUUCUACCAUGAACAGUCCAGACAUGACAGAGAUGAGCAUGUGACCAUUGUCUACGAGAACAUCGAAGAAGGUCGUGAGCAUAAUUUUGAUAAAGUCAGCAAUGAAACCAGCACCACCCAUGGAGUCCCGUAUGACUACAAUUCAGUGAUGCAUUAUGGCAAAGAUGCAUUCAGCAAUGGCAAUGGAUCAACAAUUAUCACCAUUGACCCAGAGUUCCAGGAUGUUAUUGGUCAAAGACUGGAAAUGAGUCCCAGUGAUGUUCAGGAGCUGAACCUCCUCUACAACUGCAACUCAACCAUUGCAUUUAUGAUGCACUGCAGCUUCUCUGACGGGAACAUGUGUCAAAUGAAUGGCUGUUCACAGAGUGGCAGUGGCUGGGAAAUGGUAACACAUGCUCCCGGGGGUCCUACAUCUGACCACACCAGUCUACCCAGUGGCACUUCUAAUCAUAGUCAAGAUACAGGUUACUUCAUGCAUGCUAGCACAGCGGGAGGGAUGGAGGGAGACUCAGCCCGGCUGGAGACCCACACGAUGAGUCCUAAUAGAGAUUGUCAUGUCCAGUGUCUCCAGUUCUACUACUACCAUAGCGGAAACCAGUCAGACCAGCUGAACAUCUGGAUCAGAGAGUUUCAAGAUGAAUGGGACCCCAUGGGAACCCUCCAUCUCAUGGGACAGAUCACUGGUCAACCAACAUCUCACUGGCAGCUCCAGCAUGUUUCCCUGAAUGCCACCAAGCACUUCCGGGUGGAAUUUGAGGUUCGUAGAGGAGCAGGAACAUCAUCAGGCGGCUUCUCAAUUGAUGACAUCAAUCUGUCCGAACUUGAAUGUCCAGACGUAACCAUGCAGAUUGAUGAUUUUGACAACCUUUUGACCACGAGUGCAUAUGCAACCAUUCUAAACAGCCCUCGGCACUACUCCAGUGGGGGCUAUGCUUACUCAUUUGGGGUUGGGCUGUAUGGGACAUAUUUUGGACUGUUUGUGCAACUGACGUCUGGUGAAAAUGAUGACCAGCUGGAGUGGCCUUGCAUAAACAGGCAGGUGACCUUCCAAAUGCUGGAUCAGAACCCCAACAUCCAGCUGCAGAUGUCCAAACAAGCAAGUUUCACCACUGACCUAGGCACAUCCAAUGAUGGUACCUAUUUAUGGGGCAAUCCUCGUGAGAUUGGAACUUCAUAUGUAGAUGACAAUAAUGAGACCAUCUUUGUUGGACCUCUGCUUGGCAAACGUUAUUUUGCUGAUUCAGAGGAAAUACAAACCAGAAACUUCCUCAAGGGAGGGAGUGUCGUUUUUGUCUUCAGCUUCCAAGAUCUUACUCCUCUGGUUAAUGGAAGUGUUCUUCCAUGUCCUCAAGUGGAACCGGUGAUGAUGACACAUCCGCCUGAAGAUCUGGAUAACGCCCCAUGCUCACCACGGAUUGUACCCACCACUCAUCCAGUAACCACCAUUCCUCCAUCACCCACUACUCAUCCAGAAAUCACCUCUACUCCAUAUCCCACCACUCAUCCAGAAAACACCACUCAUCCACAUCCCACCACUCAUCCACAUCCCACCACUCAUCCAGAAAUCACCACUCAUCCACAUCCCACCACUCAUCCACAUCCCACCACUCAUCCAGAACACACCACUCAUCCACAUCCCACCACUCAUCCAGAAAUCACCACUCAUCCACAUCCCACGACUCAUCCAGAAAUCACCACUCAUCCACAUCCCACCACUCAUCCAGAGAUCACCCGUCAUCCAUCUAGAACAACAGAUGACAGCAUUUUUGGCUCCUCUGUUGCUUUGGUGUGCUCUCCUGUCCUCACCCUCUUGCUGACACUGAUGCUUUUAAUACCUUGAUGUACGUCUCCUCUCGGGCACAUCUCACCUCUGCACAUGGACAGGACCAGAAGAUCUGCCACUGGCUGAGAAAUUCAGCAGAUUUUACUAUUUAUUCUUCUUCUCUUGUGGUUUCUGUGGAAAUAAUAAAAACUUGAACUAAUAAAAGGAAAGAAGGAAUGGGUAAAGAACUCAUUGUAGAUGCUGUGUAUUGGCGGUAAUGAAAUAUCUGUUCUACAGUGGUGUUUGGUGUUUGGACCAUAUUCAUAUUUGGAUUUUCUUUUUUGGGCUAAUGUUGAAACUGUACUUUGAUUUCUUACAAUAUAGCAGACCAUCAAAGAAAUGGAAAAAAAACUUGAUUUUAACUGGUUAAUAAAAAGAAAAGGUUACUUUGAGCCCUUUUAUUUUUUCAUGAAAAAAUACAUACAUACUCUAGGUUUAUGAUAGGAGGUGAAAUUCUGUAGCUCUUUCUGUACUGUGAUUCUGAUUCAACAAGCAUAUUUAAGAAUAAAAGAAAAUGCAUGCAA
Molecule: messenger RNA, 2916 nt
Organism: Epinephelus lanceolatus (giant grouper)
Lineage: Eukaryota; Metazoa; Chordata; Actinopteri; Perciformes; Serranidae
Product: meprin A subunit beta-like
Biological process (GO): proteolysis
Cellular component (GO): membrane
Molecular function (GO): protein binding; zinc ion binding; metalloendopeptidase activity
Source: RefSeq, a predicted model, not a curated record